Babesia ovata is the source of this 3405-nucleotide messenger RNA. RefSeq names its product isoleucyl-tRNA synthetase family protein. The record is from RefSeq and is a predicted model, not a curated record. The transcript is spliced from 4 exons. Gene Ontology annotation, biological process: isoleucyl-tRNA aminoacylation. Lineage: Eukaryota; Apicomplexa; Aconoidasida; Piroplasmida; Babesiidae. The coding region runs from base 1 to 3405 and encodes 1134 amino acids. Gene Ontology annotation, molecular function: tRNA binding; ATP binding; isoleucine-tRNA ligase activity.
AUGCUCCGCGCUUGCGUGCGGAACACACAUUUCAAUAAAACAGGACGUUUUGCAACAUCGCUGCGACUUUCACCGCCGCCUUCCUUUCGUCGGCGCCGAUCUGUUGCAGCCCAUUCGUUUUCAGCUGCGGCUGACGGUAGCCGCUUGAACAGCAAGAUGGCGCAAGGAGCCGCGGCUACCGCCACUUUCCUGCCAGUGGAUGAGAAGGUCGACUUCCCCAAGGAGGAGGAAGCGAUACUUCGCCACUGGAAGGAGAUGGACGUCUUUCACACGGCCAACAAGCUUGCCAGCGGACGUCCCAAGUUCACAUUCUACGACGGCCCGCCGUUCGCCACGGGUCUGCCGCACUACGGUCACAUUCUCGCCGGUACCAUAAAGGAUGUGGUGACGCGCUAUGCGUACCAGACUGGCCAUGAUGUUGAGCGCCGAUUCGGCUGGGACUGCCACGGGCUGCCCAUCGAGUACGAGAUCGACAAGCUGAACAACAUCAAACACCUGAGCGACGUGCAGAAAAUGGGCAUUGGCGUCUACAACGAGAAGUGCAGGGAGAUUGUGAUGCGUUAUUCGGGUGAAUGGAGGGAGAUCAUCGCCCGCACCGGUCGGUGGAUCGACUUCGACAACGACUACAAGACCCUCAACACCAGCUACAUGGAGACCCUGUGGUGGAUUUUCAAGCAGCUGUACGAGAAAGGCGUGGUUUACCGUGGAUUCCAGGUGAUGCCGUACUCGCUGGCGUGCACCACUCCGGUGUCGAACUUCGAGGCCAACCUGAAUUACAAGGACGUGACCGACCCUGCGGUCUACGUGGCCUUCCGCUGCGUCGACGAGCCCAUAGAACUGGUGGCGUGGACCACUACUCCAUGGACUCUGCCUUCGAACCUUGCGUUGAUUGUUAACGCCGAGUUCGUGUACGUCGUGCUCCACCACGAGCAGCGUGGCGUCGACUACGUGGUGGCGGAGUGCCGAAUGGAAAGCUUUUGCAACGACACCCGCAUGGUCUUGGAUAAGGACGUCCGCAUAGUGCGCAAGAUGCAGGGUUCAGAGCUUGUUGGUAAGCGCUACGAGCCUCUAUUCGACUUCUACGCCGCCGAGCCCGGCUUCGGCGAGGAGCAGCUGUCGCGCUCCUACGUGAUCGUGGGCGACAAGAUGGUCACUGCUGACGCCGGUAGUGGUAUCGUGCACGCCGCACCAUACUUCGGUGAGGAGGAUAUGAGAGUUUGCAAGCGCAACGGCAUUAUCCGUGGAGCGCUGCCUGAGCUGAUCGACGAGAGUGGCAACUUCAAGUCCCACCUUAAGCGCGUGGGCGGCAUGUACAUUAAGGACGCGGAUUCCGAAAUCAAGCGCAUGUUGAAGGAGCUUAGUAGGCUCGUACAUGCAGGGACUCUGGUGCACUCGUAUCCGUUCUGCUGGCGUAGUGACACGCCUCUGGUUUAUCGCGCUGUCAGCUGCUGGUUCAUCAAGGUGGAGGACUACCGCGAGGACAUUCUGCGCUGCGUCGAACAGACUGAGUGGGUGCCACGAUUCGUUAAGGAGAAGCGUUUCCGCAACUGGAUUGCAGACGCACGUGACUGGUGCGUGAGCCGCAACCGUUUCUGGGGCACACCAAUCCCGCUGUGGGUCAGUGAGGACUACACCCAGGUUGUUUGUAUCGGCAGCAUCGAGGAGCUUGAGCGGCUUUCUGGCCGGAAAGUCACCGACCUGCAUCGCCACUUCGUUGACGACAUAGAGAUCCCCGACCCACGUGGACCGGAGUUCAAGCCUUUACGCCGUAUCCCUGAGAUCUUUGACUGCUGGUAUGAGAGCGGUUCAAUGCCCUACGCCAAAGUGCACUACCCCUUCGAGAACAAGGAAAGCUUCCCGCAGUGCUUCCCGGCUGACUUCAUUGCGGAGGGCCUGGACCAGACCCGUGGAUGGUUCUACACCUUGAUGGUUAUCUCAACGCACCUGUUCGGCGCACCAGCAUUCCGCAACAUCAUUGUUAACGGCCUCGUUCUGGCCAGUGACGGCAAGAAGAUGUCCAAGAGGCUAAAGAAUUUUGCCGACCCUGUGGAGAUCAUCAACCAAUACGGUGCGGACAGCGUGCGUCUGUACCUCAUCUCCUCCCCUGCAGUGCGAGCGGAACCGCUUAGGUUCAUGACAGAAGGCGUGCGCGGCAUCUUGAAAGACGUUAUAUUGCCAUGGUUCCACGCAUACCGGUUCCUCGUCCAGGAGGUGUCGCGAUACGAGGUUGUGACAGGCAGGCGCUUUGUCCCCAGCGCCGAUGCUGCGGUGAACUCCUCGUGCGUGAUGGACAUCUGGGUGCAUUCGAUCACGCAGCAGCUCAUUGAAGGGGUGCACCGUGAGAUGGGUGCAUACCGCCUGUAUAACGUGCUUCCCCAGCUGCUCGCCUUCCUGGAGCAGCUCACCAACUGGUACAUCCGCAUCAACCGUGAUCGCAUGCGUGGCGCGUUCGGAGAGGACGAAUCUUACGUGGCUUUGGCGUCGCUGUACUCGUCCCUAGACGCAUUCACGUGCUUGAUGAGCAUGUUCGCGCCCUUCACUUCCGAGAUGAUCUACGCCAACCUCAAGCGCGCCGCUACCAACAGGAUGGACAGCAUCCACUUCGAGAUGUUGCCCCGCGUAAGCGGCGUUGUCGACGAAGAGAUCACCUUCAAGGUGCGCGUGAUGCAGCAGGUUAUCCUGCUAGGACGUACAGUGCGUGAACGCCGCCGCGUUUCGCUGAAGACGCCCAUUGCGGGCCUGAAGGUGGUGCACGAGGACGAACGCGUUCUGGCUGCCGUGCGCGAGUUGGAGGCGCUCGUGAAGGACGAGCUUAACGUGAUGAACGUUGAGCUGUCUAAGGACGUAUCGUGCAUCAGCUGCCAGAUCACCCCCAACUUCAAGGCACUGGGCGCCAGGCUGGGCCAGGCCAUGAAGCAGGUGGCGGCCGCCAUCAAGGGCAUGAGCCAGGCCGAUAUCGCUAAGCUGGAAACUGAGGGCAGCGCCGACGUUCUGGGCCACAACAUCACCCUGGACGACGUGGUCAUCACCCGCCGCAUCGACGUCGGCGCCCUUGCGCACCCCGACAUCGACGGAGACUCGAACCGCGAGGUGGCGGUGUUGCUAGACUUCACGAGCGACGAAGAGCUGCGGUGGAAGGCAUGCGCCCGUGAGGUUGCUAACCGCGUGCAGAAGCUGCGCAAACAGCUGCGUCUGUCAGUGAACGACUCAAUCACCAUCUUCGUGCAGCCAUCCGGGGACACGGCAUUUGAGAAGCUGUCGCUGCAGACGGAAUACCUCGAGAAGACGCUGCGCCGCAGCGUCGUGGUCACGCGCGAAGUGCCCACUGCCGGAAAAGUACACACAGACACUUUCGAGCUCGGCGACCAGAGCUUCACCGUCGCCGUCGAGGUGCACGAUCAAUAG